This is a messenger RNA of Paramacrobiotus metropolitanus, 1952 nucleotides long. RefSeq names its product transcription factor MafB-like. Gene Ontology annotation, biological process: regulation of transcription by RNA polymerase II. Gene Ontology annotation, molecular function: RNA polymerase II cis-regulatory region sequence-specific DNA binding; DNA-binding transcription factor activity, RNA polymerase II-specific. Gene Ontology annotation, cellular component: nucleus. NCBI's taxonomy places the organism in Eukaryota, Metazoa, Tardigrada, Eutardigrada, Parachela, Macrobiotidae. The transcript is spliced from 2 exons. The coding region runs from base 251 to 1318 and encodes 355 amino acids. The record is from RefSeq and is a predicted model, not a curated record.
UAGUUUUGAUCAGCGCUAACAGUGUGGAUAUGUGCCGAACCAGCUGAUGCUUAGUUGCUUCUUUUUUCCUGCAGCCCCGACUUUUUCCCCUGCGCGCGUCGACCGCACAGCGCACAGAUCAGCCAAUUCCUUUCAGCCGGUGGCUAAAGAAAAAAUUGCCAAGUUCGACAGAAAACUUGCUGAGGAUCGGAUCUAGACGUAUUCUCUAUCAGCGUUUGUUGUACUGUUGUGCCCGGGGCGGCGCACGGUCAUGCCGAUGCAGAGCACAGCACUAAGUCCCUUAACGGCGAUGGAUAGUUAUGUGUUCGCGGCGGCCGCAGCACAUCGCUCCUUCUCCGAUCGGCUGCAGUUGACAUCCAGCACACAGCAGCCGCCGCAGCUGCAGCCCGUGGGCGUCAGUGAGCACGACCACGGGGCCAGUCCGCACCCGCUGCCGGACAGCAGCGCCGAUUAUGCCGGCGUGGUCACGCCGCUGGCGGCGAUCAGUCUGGCUGACCACUAUCAGCAGCAGCAGAAUGGCGGGGUGGACGCCGAGGGCGGUGGCCACGAGCACAGCCAUCACUGUCAUGUGCAGCAGAUCGGCGCCGGGAAUUUCCUCCUGCAUUCCAACGGCUCCAUCGAGCUGACCAAGGGACUGAUGCCGGAGGAGGCCUGGCAGUUUGCCGGCGCCAUCCCGCAGCUGCACGGCUCCAUGCACCCGGUGGGCAAUUUUCAUAUUCCCAACUGCGGAAUACCCUAUUCGCCCGUCUCCACUGGACAGCUGUUGCAGAGUCACCAGGAUAAUCAGCAUCACACUUUUGACUUUCAGUCCGUUAUUCAAGAGCGCAAGAUGCUGCCGUCGGACAUGAUCGAGGAACAGGAGCUGGUGACCCUUUCUGUCCGCGAGCUCAACAAGCGCCUCCACGGUUGCCAACGCGACGAGAUCAUCCGGUUGAAACAAAAGCGACGUACACUGAAAAAUCGCGGCUACGCGCAGAACUGCCGCUCCAAGCGGAUGCAGCAGCGACACGAUCUGGAGACGCAGAACCGCAUCCUACAGAACGAGAUGAACCACCUGCGCCGGCAACUGGAUGAAGUGUGCAAACAACGGGACGCCUAUCAGCGCCAGUGCGAGAAUCUGCAGAACGGCGGCCUCUCGCCGCCCAAACACGCCUACGUCAACACGAUCACGCCCACCAACGCCGCCCUCCAGCUGCCCAACGGGGCCAUCAUGCGGACGACACGGAGUCAUAAUAAUAAUAAUAACGGUGUGGAAGCCACGAGGGAGCGGGAGAAUACCGCCAAUAAUUCGCCCAUUCAAUAUCCCAGCGCUGAAUAAUUAUUUUGGAGAUUUUUUUAUGAUUUUACGAAGUAAGAGGAAUUUUAUAAAAUUUAGAAUGCGUGACCUUUCCCGUUAAAUAUCUAGGAAUUCAUUUUUAAAGCAGAGAGACCGUUAAGGAUUGCAUUACCCGGUGGAAAAAUUUAUAAGAUUGUUUUUAAAAAGUGUUUUAUCGACGCAGAAAAAAUAUAUGGAAAGUAUUUUGCGGUUUGAGAUUUUAGUUGUUUGUUUGGAAUUACGUUUUUGCAUUUUUGCGCCCGUUCCUUUUCCUUGCGAUGCGUAUUGCCCUUUUGGAAUAUACAGUUCAUCUUUUUUGGCUCAUUUAUUUUCUGUCGGCUGGAGGAGUGCUAAUCUCACCAAGAAAUUCUCUGUAAAUUUCCCCUUCGCGUGGCUCAGAUUGAUGUUCCUGCAUAUUAUAUACACGGUUGUCCUGUGUGUUUUUCUUCUUUUUUAUCCUAUCCGUGUUCUUUAAAGGGAAAUCUUGUUUGUUUUGUUUGAAUUAUCUACGUUUUACGGGUAUCUUUGGGUCUUGUUAGCGGUGAAAGCACACAUUCCGAAAUGUUUUAUCACCUCUCGAAGAUUGAUGUUUCAAGAUUUGUUCAGAAUUGUCGCAAAAUACAUAUGGAGAAAGCUG